GAAUCUCUUUUUCUCUUUCACUUAUUUCCUCUUUCAUCUACUUAUACAUGCUUAUUUUCUUCACUCAAAUGGCACUGACCCUUCUUCAUUGUUCCUUUACUUAUGACAUAACCUUUUUUCAAAUUUCAAGAUUCAAUCAAGAAACCCCAUUUCUCACUGCUUAAACAAACCCCAUAUAGUUUUUUUCACAAUUCUUGCACCCUAGAAAACUUCAGGGUUGAAAGUAAAAAAGAUAUGGAAGUUGGAAGGGUUAUUAAUGAAAGUUCUAAUACUGUUUUGGUUCCAAGUGAAAAACUUUCUCAUUGUCUCUGGAUGUCCAAUUCUUCCCCCUCUUUUCAUGGUUCUGCAUCAAUGGUUAAUUUCGAAGAUGUUGGUCGAGGAGAAGUCACUAAAGAGAGGCCAUUUUUUCCAGCAAUUGACAAAGAAGAAACUAGCAAUGAUGAUUAUGAUAGUUGUUAUCAUCAGCCAGAAAAGAAGAGAAGACUUUUGCCUAAUCAAGUGCAGUUUCUUGAGAAGAGUUUUGAGGUAGACAACAAGCUUGAACCAGAGAGGAAAGUUCAAUUGGCUAAUGAACUUGGCUUGCAGCCUAGGCAAAUUGCUAUUUGGUUUCAAAAUAGGCGUGCUCGAUACAAGACUAAAGUACUUGAGAAGGACUAUGAUGUUUUGAAAGCUAGCUUUGAUAAACUUAAAGCUGAUUAUGACACCCUUUUCAAAGAGAAUGAGGAUUUGAGAAAUGAGGUCCAUUUGCUUACACAAAAAUUGCAUAGGAAGGAGAAAGGGAAGGAAAACUCAGAACAAAGUGUACCAAUUAGUCCAAUAGAUACACAAGAGGCUCAAAAGACAACAACUCCAAUAGUUGUUACCUCAGAUGUACCAAGUAUGCCAAAGUUAAUGUGCAAACAAGAAGAUGCAACUUCAGCAAAAAGUGAUGUUAUUGAUUCAGAUAGCCCACAUUAUACAGAUGGGAAUCAUUCAUCAAAUGUAUUUGAACAAGAGCCAUCUGAUUUUUCUCAAGAUGAAGAUGACAAUCUAAGCAAGAGCUUUUUAUGUUUCCCAGAAAUUGGAGAUCAAAUUCAAGCUAAUUCAUGCAAUUUGAGUUUCCAAAUUGAAGAUCAGCCUUGUUGGUUCUGGCAAUAUUGAGUUAUUAGGUUUCAAGAUUGGCUCAAUCCUACUUUAGCGUUCCAAAGCAAUCAGUAUAAUUUCACAAAUGGAGUCUGAAGACAAUUGUGUGUACACAUGCACGUACACAGUCUUAUCUCUAUCUUGUGGUACAUGUAGAGAGACUAUUUCCGAUAGACCCUCGUACGAAUUUAGAGGUCCAAGGCAUUUGCUAAAUUUCUUUGAACAAUAAUAUGUUGUACAUAGGAUUACUAAGUACUACUAGUUUGACUAUAUGAGGUGUCUCUUUGACUCUUU
Messenger RNA from Solanum stenotomum, 1416 nucleotides. Its product is annotated as homeobox-leucine zipper protein HAT5. Gene Ontology annotation, cellular component: nucleus. The transcript has 3 exons. The record is from RefSeq and is a predicted model, not a curated record. The coding region runs from base 235 to 1140 and encodes 301 amino acids. Gene Ontology annotation, molecular function: sequence-specific DNA binding; DNA-binding transcription factor activity, RNA polymerase II-specific. Gene Ontology annotation, biological process: positive regulation of DNA-templated transcription. NCBI's taxonomy places the organism in Eukaryota, Viridiplantae, Streptophyta, Magnoliopsida, Solanales, Solanaceae.